Molecule: messenger RNA, 1260 nt
Organism: Caenorhabditis sp. 36 PRJEB53466
Lineage: Eukaryota; Metazoa; Nematoda; Chromadorea; Rhabditida; Rhabditidae
Source: the annotation of a GenBank genome assembly
AUGGGCGGUCGACAGUCGUCCGUCACGGAGGAACGACCCAGAAGCAAUUCUGUCGAUGCCGCUGUUCGUUUUUCGCUUUUCAAACAAUUUUUGAACGGAGAUGCGUUGUUUUUCCGUUUUGAGCAACUAAAUAUAUUUUCGUGGCGAGAUCCAAUCACAAUCAAUCAAUAAUCGUUUGUUUCAGCUGGCCAUCCAACAGACGGCGGCGCAACGCCCAAACGGUCAGAUGACGACCGCCGAAUUCUUGCAGGUACAGUCUUUUUGAAACUGCGGGAAGGGGUGUCCCGGCAUGAAAAAGAACGUGUGUUCAGACGGUGUUGCUUGUUGCAGACAAUGCGCGCCGCCCGUUUUCUCAGCUCCUCGUCCGAUUCGAACGCCUCCGAAGAUGAUGCGGGACCGUCGCAAGGAGUGCACGGAAAGUGAGUGCUUCCUGCCGGUUUUACGAGUUUUUCGGUGAAUAUGAGCGAUUUUUCAAUUUUGGCACUGAUUGUUGACCGUGUUCAGUGAGAUUUUCUGCCCGAUUUGAUUGUCUGGUCAAGAGAUACACUGCAAAGAGUUGGUGUUGUGUGCGAUAAUUCUAGACACACAAAGAUUAUGUUUAUUAUUAUUUUGACCUACAGUAGUAUUCGAUCAUCGAUAGCAAGGCUUGCAUUCAUUCGAAACUCUUUUCCAAUGUAUCACCAAAUUGACAUGGAAAGCAGUAGAGCGCAAUUUCCAGACAUCCUCGAAAAAGCUGUAAAUUCGCUAACCCCCUCUGAAUUUACAGCCGUCCCCGAGGCCUGCACGUUCGUCCGGGACGCCUUCACGGACACCACAGUCGCCGAUCGGUUCCCGUCUUUAUGAUGGGUAGGACGGGUUCUCUGAGCGUCCGAAAAAUGCAACGAAUCCAACUGAUUUCAGAUAUGAAAUGUCCGGUUUGCCACAAAGUGGUCCCUUCGGACGAUGCGGACAUUCACCUCGUCAUGUGCCUGACAAGACCCAAAAUCACUUAUAAUGGUUAUUUCCAGUGUCAUUUUAGUGGAAAAAUCAAAUUUUUCUUUUUACAGAUGACGUGCUGAAAGAGGACAAGGGCGAGUGCUCGAUUUGUCUGGAGGAUCUCGAGGCGGGACACAAAAUCGCCCGUUUACCGUGUCUCUGCAUCUACCACAAACAGUUGGUGUCCCACUUUUUACAUUAAAUUUUCCAUUUUUCUCUUUCAGAUGCAUCGACGAUUGGUUCAAACGAAAGAAUUGCUGUCCGGAGCAUCCGGGCGAUGAUUGA